Chinchilla lanigera (long-tailed chinchilla) is the source of this 3276-nucleotide messenger RNA. RefSeq names its product pyruvate dehydrogenase (lipoamide) alpha 1 (gene Pdha1). Gene Ontology annotation, cellular component: intracellular membrane-bounded organelle. The transcript is spliced from 11 exons. Lineage: Eukaryota; Metazoa; Chordata; Mammalia; Rodentia; Chinchillidae. Gene Ontology annotation, biological process: pyruvate decarboxylation to acetyl-CoA. Gene Ontology annotation, molecular function: pyruvate dehydrogenase (acetyl-transferring) activity. The coding region runs from base 114 to 1286 and encodes 390 amino acids. The record is from RefSeq and is a predicted model, not a curated record.
GUCAGCAGCGUUUAAGGCGUGGCUUCGGCUCAGGGCGCCUGAAGGAGAUUCAGGGGCGGCCUAGCUGUUCUUGGGUCCUUUGGAGUCACCAUCUCCGCCACUGCCUGCGCCCUAUGAGGAAGAUGCUUGCCGCCGUCUCCCGCGUGUUGUCCGGCGCUGCCCAGAAGCCGUCGAGCAGAGUGCUAGUGGCAUCCCGUAAUUUUGCAAAUGAUGCUACAUUUGAAAUUAAGAAAUGUGAUCUUCACCGGCUGGAAGAGGGCCCACCUGUCACCACAGUGCUCACCAGGGAAGACGGACUCAAAUACUACAGGAUGAUGCAGACUGUGCGCCGAAUGGAGUUAAAGGCAGACCAACUGUAUAAGCAGAAAAUCAUCCGUGGUUUCUGCCACUUGUGUGAUGGUCAAGAAGCCUGCUGUGUGGGACUCGAGGCUGGCAUAAAUCCUACGGACCAUCUGAUCACAGCCUACCGGGCUCAUGGCUUUACCUUUACUCGGGGCCUUUCUGUCCGAGAGAUUCUAGCAGAACUAACAGGACGAAGAGGAGGUUGUGCUAAAGGGAAAGGAGGAUCUAUGCACAUGUAUGCGAAGAACUUCUACGGGGGCAACGGCAUUGUCGGAGCUCAGGUGCCCUUGGGAGCUGGGAUUGCUCUGGCCUGCAAGUACAAUGGGAAAGACGAAGUCUGUUUGACAUUAUAUGGUGAUGGUGCUGCUAAUCAGGGUCAGAUAUUUGAAGCUUACAAUAUGGCAGCAUUGUGGAAAUUACCUUGUAUUUUCAUCUGUGAGAAUAACCGCUAUGGAAUGGGAACAUCUGUUGAGCGAGCCGCAGCCAGCACCGAUUACUACAAGAGAGGCGAUUUUAUUCCUGGGCUGAGGGUAGAUGGAAUGGAUAUCCUGUGUGUCCGAGAAGCAACAAGGUUUGCAGCUGCCUAUUGUAGAUCUGGGAAGGGGCCCAUCCUGAUGGAGCUACAGACUUACCGUUACCAUGGACAUAGUAUGAGUGAUCCUGGAGUCAGUUACCGUACACGAGAAGAAAUUCAGGAAGUAAGAAGUAAGAGUGACCCUAUUAUGCUUCUCAAGGAUAGGAUGGUGAACAGCAAUCUUGCCAGUGUUGAAGAAUUAAAGGAAAUUGAUGUUGAAGUGAGGAAGGAAAUCGAGGAUGCUGCCCAGUUUGCCACAGCUGAUCCUGAGCCGCCUCUGGAAGAACUAGGCCAUCACAUCUACAAUAGCGACCCACCCUUUGAAGUGCGUGGUGCUAACCAGUGGAUCAAAUUCAAGUCAGUCAGUUAACAGGAGACCACAUGUAAUGGGUGGGCUAUUCAUCAGCAACUAUAAGGAACUCUGUUUUCAACUUUGAGGAAUAAUAUCCAAAAAAUAUAAGUCUUGGAAACUUUUUAAAUAGCAUGUAAAUUAUAUUAAGGAGUAAUGGCAUGCAGGUUGUAUAUUAGUGCUUAAGUGCUUUGUGUGAAUAUAUAAAAACAGGUAAAAGUAUACUCCUCUCGCAAAUUAUUUCCUAAAAUAGUUUACAUUUGUCUAAACAGAAGAACAAUUCUUUGAGUAUUCCAACCCUGUCACCUCUUUGGCUGGAGAUCACUGGCCUUGAGGAAUCAUUGCUAUAUUCUCAAAGGACCCCUAGCCCUCACAGGUAGUGUGGAUGCAGAAGACUGUUGACACCGAUAUUUUUUCUCCAACAUUGUUUAUUAUUAUAAGAUUUUAGUCAUGUUUUAUUGUAAGAUUUCAAAGACCAAAUUAUUUCAUUUUCUCCAUUUAUACAUUCACAUAAACAUGAAGUUAUCUUAAGUUACAUUCCUAUUAGAUAAUAAAUUCAAGGCACAUUUGUAUCUGUUCUAUCUUAUCAUUUAAGUGCUAUAGUAAUAAAUAAGGGGUACGGGGCUUCUCUUUAAACACUUAUUCCUUUCUAUCAGUUACUGUAGGGUGUGGUGACUUUUUCCAUCAAUUACAGUAGGGUGUGGUGAGUUUUUUCAUGGAAGUAAAAUUAAUUUCUAAGAACUUUCUAAUAUGCUGGGAUAUCUAAAUUAAGAUUCACUAUUCAUAUUACAUGUACUUCUAUAAAUCUAUAAAAUGUUUAUCAGUAGCAGACUAAAAAAAUUCAGUAAGAACAAUCUUUAAAACUUCAGGUUCUUAAAAUAAUGGAACAAGUCUUUCUUUUGUAAACUCAGCAGAAUUUGUGGCAUAUGGAAGCUGAAGCUUGAGCCACAAACAUGUCGACUAUUUGCUUACUCUUCCUCCGGUGUAGCUGCAGCCCCAGAGGACACCUGAGCCUGUUCUCUGUGCUGGGAGAUCUCUUGCCAGAUUCUGUGGAACAUACCACCACUGUGAAAUAAAAAAGAGUUCUAAGAAAGGCAAAUUUCAAACUAAAAAUCCCAAAUACUUAUCUAGGAGUCCUUAUGGCAAAAAGUAUAGUAUGUAACUCCAGAGUUAACAUUUGCUAUCUGUUCUCAAAAGCGCAGUCCCUAACUUAGGCACUUCACAGAAACAUUCGUAUAUGAAGGUGAUACUUGUGCCCCAGCACUGGUAGGACUUGGCCUUAGAAACGUGUGCAGAAGUACUGAGGGAUCUGUGUAAGGCCAUUUAAAGUGACACAGGAAUAAGAGCGCAGGUUACCAUUUAAAGAGAACUGAGUGUAGUAUGCUGGCACCUCAUGCCAUACCUUGGCCUUUUCCUAACUUGAACCUAGCAGAAUUCCAGAUUUACUUCAGAUUGGGGAGGGGAGAAGUUGCCAGCACUAUGUUUUCUACUUUAUUUUAAAGUAUAUUCACACAAAAAAAAGUUCUGUUAUACAAACUGUAUUGAACCUCUUACCGUAGUUGAAGGCGCUUUAGGUCUUCCUUAGUGAUAUUGUUAAGAAUAUCAGAAAGAGUGUAACCCUGUCCAACAAUCUGAAACAAAGACGAAGUACGUAAGAGAUAAGCAGCUUUUUGACAACAUCAUAGGAAUCAUUUUUGGUUAUAAAUGUACCUUUUCAAUUGUAUCUGCAUCUGCUCCUUGCAGUUGCAACCACGCUAUAAGCUCUUUAUCUGCUGGCAUCUCUGCAGUACCUGUAAUGAUUAGAAACUCUUGUAUAUUAACAUGCUAUUCAAAAGUAAAAUGGAUGUAAGAAACUAUCGAGAAUGUAAAUGUGAUGUGAAAAGAUGAGUUAAACCUGUAUUAUUCAGCUGCCGUAUAUAUAUUAUACAAUUCAUAAUUCAUGGGUUUGUUUUACAGAGAGCAGAAUGAUCCUUACCUACCCUACCUUUAAUAAAUGUAUAACUUGGUAUGA